Molecule: messenger RNA, 1643 nt
Organism: Drosophila rhopaloa
Lineage: Eukaryota; Metazoa; Arthropoda; Insecta; Diptera; Drosophilidae
Product: glutamate-rich WD repeat-containing protein 1
Exons: 1
Coding region: 71-1465 (464 amino acids)
Molecular function (GO): protein binding
Source: RefSeq, a predicted model, not a curated record
UUAUUAAUCUGAAAUUUAUGUACGGUCACUCAAUUUUAAGCACACGUGCGGAUUCAAAAGAAGGAAAUUAAUGUACAAGCGCAGCAAAAUGAACGACGAAAACAAAGGCCAAUUGAGUAUGGAGGUGGUGGAGCCCGAGGACGCGGAGACUGAUACGGAUUCAGACAGUGCUAGUGAUGCGGAGGACGAAAGCGCCAAGCCCAAGGUGCCUAAGGAAGUCUAUCUGCCGGGAAAAAUGCUGGCCGAGGAUGAAGAGCUGGUCUGCGACGAGAGUGCCUACGUGAUGCUGCACCAGGCUUCCACAGGGGCUCCCUGCUUGAGCUUUGACGUCAUCCCCGACGAGUUGGGCACAGGACGGCAGGCGUUCCCGAUGGCCGCUUACAUCGUGGCUGGCACGCAAUCCGCUCGCACCCACGUUAAUAACCUCAUCGUGAUGAAGAUGAGCAACCUACACAAGACGCAGGAAGAUGACGGCGACGAAGACGAGGAAUUAGAGGACGACCAGGAUGACAUUGCCGACCGUGAGGAGCUGAAGAAGCCGCAGAUGACUUGUGCCCUGAUUAAGCACCAGGGAUGCGUUAACCGAGUACGUGCCCGCCGUUUGGGUAACACGGUGUACGCCGCCUCCUGGAGCGAGCUUGGACGCGUCAAUAUCUGGAACCUGACCCAACCCUUGCAGGCCGUGGAAGAUGCUAGCCUACUUAAGCAGUACGAACAGCAGAACGAGGACCGUCCGAUGUUUACCUUUGGGGGACACCAUCAGGAGGGUUUCGCCGUGGACUGGAGUCCUAUUGCAGAGGGCGUGCUCGCCACGGGCGACUGCAGACGGGAUAUUCACGUGUGGAGUCCCUUAGAGGACGGCACUUGGAAGGUGGACCAACGUCCGCUGGUGGGCCACUCUCAGUCGGUUGAGGACUUGCAAUGGAGUCCAAACGAGCGCAGCGUGCUCGCGUCCUGCUCGGUGGAUAAGACGAUUCGCAUUUGGGACUGCCGAGCGGCCCCGCAAAAAGCCUGCAUGCUGACCUGUCAGGAUGCCCACGAAAGCGACGUUAAUGUGAUUUCGUGGAAUCACUCAGAGCCUUUUAUUGCCAGCGGCGGUGAUGAUGGCUUCCUGCACAUUUGGGACCUACGCCAAUUUCAGAGCCAGAAGCCUAUUGCCACGUUUAAGCACCACACGGACCACAUAACCACAGUGGAAUGGAGUCCCUGUGAGGCCACCGUCCUGGCCUCGGGUGGCGACGACGACCAGAUCGCCUUGUGGGAUUUGGCCGUGGAGAAGGACACCGACCAGGCUCAGGCCAAUGCCCAAAACGAAGAUGAAGUUAGCAAGUUGCCACCCCAGCUGCUUUUUAUUCAUCAGGGCCAGAAGGAAAUUAAGGAGCUACACUGGCACGCUCAACUUCCGGGCGUACUGCUAUCGACAGCCCACAGUGGCUUUAACAUUUUCCGCACCAUUAGCGUAUGAUCUUAUUUUACCGACUGAAUGUUUUUUAGCUACGUAUGUAGUACGUCACAUAAAUAUACUUUUUAGGGGUGCAUUAUUUGUAAAGAGAAUUUGCUUUGCCUUAAUAAUCCUGGCCGGGACUCUGCCCACCAAAAACAUUAAAACAUAUUUUCUCCUGAAUAUAAAUCUGAACUAAUUA